AUGUUGAGCAACUCCCCAGCUAACGAACUAGGCCUGGUGCUCUACGUGAACCUGCUUCUGGUGGCAUUGCUGCGGCCUUGGCGAUUCGCUGUCUGCAACUCCUCCGACAUGGCCAUUCUGCUGGGUAUUCUGGUGAUCCUGGACAUGGGUGCUGUCACGGUCCAAGACAGAGACAGGACCGCCACGGCCCAGAUCGUGAUUGUCUUCAUCUCACUGAUGUUCCUUGCUUCGCUCGGGACUCUCUGCUUGGGAAUGUCCCGCUGCCUUGAGCAAAAGUUCCGCAAGCGCUUCAAGUUCUUCCUCUGUCACCACAAGCGCGAUGCGGGUGCUAUGGCCCGGCUACUGAAAAUGGAGCUGGAAAGGAGGCUGCCUGGCACCCGGGCCUUCAUCGAUUGCGAUGAUCUCAGUGACCUAACCCAGUUGUUCAGUUACGUGGCCCAGGAUACCGAGUCAUUUGUGAUUCUCGGUACGAAGGAGGUCUUCCUUCGAAAGUGGUGCAUCGGUGAGAUGGUUACCGCUCGAGCCAGUGGUGUCCGAAGCCUGCUCUUGGAAUGGCCUGACUGGAGGCCGCCUGAGGAGCCUUUCAUAGAGAGUGUCGACAGCGCGGUGCCAGAUAUUCACGAGCUGGUAAGGUUUGGGAUUGGCCUGGCCGAUGUCCAGGACACCUUCAGGCAGUUGACUUCGGUGAAGAAAGUUCGCCUUCCUGGUCAGCUCAACCCUGCACACAUUGCUGAGAUGAUCGAUUCUGUCGUCGGCAUCGGCCCCGCAAAAGGACCUCGAUCCAGCAGCAGAGGUGGGUCCUCCGAGUUUCCCCUGUUGGUGGACCCCGAUAACCUGGAAGCCGUGGCUUCGGCUCUGGUGCUCUCCACGCUGCUGAAGCCACUGCUCUUGGGCACCCAGAUGCCACAGAUGCCCUCGGUGCUCUUGAAAGGCUCCAGAGUCCAUGUAUCCACCAAGAUGUCUCUGAUGCUGUGCAGCGAGAAUUGUUUCAGAUCCGAGCACGUCCAAGAAUGGCUACUUCAAGCCUACCAGGCACCAUCAUGUUGCAUGAUACCAGUGCUUGCUGAGGAUAGUUUUCGAGUGCCUGCCGCCAGUUCCGUGUCGGCCGAGUUUCCCGAGUCGGCCUUAGAUAUAGACGACCUACAUUUGUAUGGCGUACUCAUCCGUGUCUUGUUUCAAGACAUUGCCGUCAUCUUCCUCCCGCAGAGCUUCAGCCGCGAGGAUCUUGACCUCCGAGCUCAACAAGCCGCGCGGAGGCUUAGUGCCCCACAGGAGACUUUAAAAAGCAAAGUCAUCCGCUUCAUGGACAGCGCUGAUGCACCCACCGUCAAACGGUGGACAGAUGUGCUUCUAAGGGCUGAAGACAAUGAUACAUCACAAGUGUAA
This is a messenger RNA of Symbiodinium sp. CCMP2456, 1386 nucleotides long. NCBI's taxonomy places the organism in Eukaryota, Dinophyceae, Suessiales, Symbiodiniaceae. The record is from the annotation of a GenBank genome assembly.